CAAACAUCCAAACGACCCUCCUGAUAACAACAGCGUGGAAGGAUCUCUCUCAUUCUCUUGCUUCACUCUUUCAUUUUCUAGAUCCCUUCGUGUGCUCCUGCAUGCAAUAGUUGGAAGUUCGCAUUUGUAAACGGUUCAAUCAACUUGCUUAAUCACAAUGGCCGUCGAACCCGUUCCCACGUCUUCUCCCGUGGCCACUUCCGAACUGACCAAGAUAGCCACCGAGGCCUGCGAUUUCGCCCUCAAGGAUGUAACAGAAUAUGAUCACUCCCGGGUCGCAGACUGGAACUCGCACAUUAUUAACACUAUCCUCAAAGCCCUGAUCAGCGCCACGGCUCCCUCCACCGCCUCGUCUUCUCCCCCUUACCGCUUCGUCGUGAACAGCACCAUUGUCCAACAGGGCCUGAUCGACAAGUCCGCCGCUGCGGACGGUACCACCGCCAAUGCCGGCAAGCGCGGAAUGCACUCCGCUUCCGGCGCCUUCUGGGACGUCAACCGGGACGGGAUGUGGACAUUCAAAUACCCUGGUGCCGAGGAGAGGGGCCUGGACGUUGUUGUCAGUGUGACGUGGUUUGCACUGGGUUGAAUCGCCAGUCUUGCAACAUAGGAGUGGAGGAGGAGG
This is a messenger RNA of Aspergillus fijiensis CBS 313.89, 622 nucleotides long. Its product is annotated as dynein light chain Tctex-type family protein. Bases 158 to 586 code for a protein of 142 amino acids. The transcript is spliced from 5 exons. Gene Ontology annotation, molecular function: dynein intermediate chain binding. Gene Ontology annotation, cellular component: cytoplasmic dynein complex; cytoplasm. Gene Ontology annotation, biological process: microtubule-based movement. The record is from RefSeq and is a predicted model, not a curated record. NCBI's taxonomy places the organism in Eukaryota, Fungi, Ascomycota, Eurotiomycetes, Eurotiales, Aspergillaceae.